UAAUUAUACCAGAGAGGUGUCCAUUUUCCAUCUUAUUUAUCAGAUAUAUCCACAUCCUAAUGCUUCACGCUGAACAUCGCCUCAUGCAACAUAUACUCCGCCAAGAGGUGUACAUUCCACGACUUAAGCCCCAAAUCAAGAAGUUCAUUUUCAUGUGCAUGGUCUGUACUAUGCAUAAGCAGAAAAUGCGAUCGCAGAUUAUGGCAGCACUUCCACCUGAACUCUGCAAUUUUGUCCUCCCUUUCAUCACUACAGGUAUCGAUUUACAGGGCCUUUUCUGAUAAAGGCACACAUGCUAAAGUCUCCUAACCUCAUGAAAGGCUAUGUGGCUGUUUUUGUCUGUUUCACGACAAAGGCAGUACACCUUGAGCUUUGUACGAUACGAAUCUGACGGUGGAGGCUUUUCUCGCGGCAUUUGCACGCUUCGUCGGACGACGAGGCUUUCCAUCAUAAUUCAAAUCUCAUUUUAAAAAGAUAGCUGGCAACCACAAAAUUAAUUCUGAAGAAUUCACAACACUGUUAACUAGAAUUGAAGCCGUUCUUAGCUCACUGCCUCUCGCUGCACUCUCGCAAGUUCCCUCCGACUUUACUGCCCUCACGACAGGAUAUUUUCCUAAAGGAGCGCCCAUCCUGGCCACACCUGAGCCAAGCGUGGAAUCGCUCUACUCAUUAAACCGUUGGGAAAGUAUUAAAAUUCUCCAUCAUAGUUUCAAUUACCGAUGGAAAGAUGAUUAUUUAAAGGACCUCCACAGAAGGUACCGAUGGAAAACAACAGAAAAGGCGCCUAAACUUGGAGAUUAUGUCUUAAUCAGAUACUAUUGUCUCCUCCCUGCCGAAGACGGCUUGGCCGCAGAGAGCCGCUCUACUAUGGCUCCGAUGAUCAUAUUCGCUUAGUCGAUCUCCUUACACCAACGGGAACACUAACCAGGCCGCUUGUUAAGCUAUGCUAUUUGCCAACCACCGAUAAAACCGAAAAGUAUACCGAAAAUAACGUAACCGUAACUAAUAAACAAAGAAACAAAAAAUAAAUAAUAAUAAAAUCCUCCACUAUCAAUAAGUAACAACAAAAAACAAGAAAAGGGAGUCGAUACACAUGACGACUCACUGCUGUCACAUUACGUGGCACCAAUGCCCAUAUGAAUAUAUAUAUGUGUUAACUAAAAUAACAUCUUUUAACAGAUACAUAUUGAUGCCGAGAUGCCAACUGCCCCCAAGUCCACAGUACGUUCGGCCGUUACUGUUCUGCGCUCGAAGGCUACACCAGUAGCAGCGCCGCGAACAACCAUAGCCACUGCAGCUCCCCGAGCAGUUUCAAAGGCUCCGAAUAAUGACACGCAUUCACAACUCCAAUGCGCAUAUUUAAGGGGAUGACCCCUCAGCAACGCCAGCAGGUCGCUCAGGCACAUGGCCAUUGCUUAAAUUGUCUGGCGCCCACCCAUCUUACGCAGGAGUGCGCAACGUGCUAUCAAUGCCAGAUAUGCAUGUGGCACCAUCAUACGCUACUACGCCGCAUCGCCGCACUCGACGGCGGGCGUCAUGAUGCGCCUUGCAAUCGUAAUGCCAUCAGAGACCCCCGUGCAGGCCGGCAUACCCUACGGAGGACUCACGUUCCUGGCGUCACCGCAAUCCGUAAUGAUAAAACUACACACGUGUGCACCAACCACAAUCACUCCAUCUGAUUCAGCACCAACGAGAAUAAAGAAGGACCGAUGAACAGAUCCAGUGCAGUUCGUUCUACGACACUAGCAUCGAUCGGUCCUACGUUUUCGCGUCCCGCUUCUAUCCUCCGCCAUCUUUUGCGAAACCCACCGAGUGUUUAAAUAGUUUAAUUUACCUUAAAAUCCGUGUGCUAUAUUAUCAAUUGGUUAAAUAAAACCUCUAUUUGUAUAAAUAUCCACACGGACGGAUAAACCCCUUUUUUCGCUAAUUUUAUUCAACAUUUUCAGUUUUAUUAUAUUUCUUUGUUUGUUCACUGUCUGACUAGCUUUCGAAAAUAAAAGUUAGGAUGGAAUGGAUGUAGCAAACAUUUUUAAGUUUUUGAAAGCUAGUUUAUAUAAUUUAGAAAAUUGUGUUUUUAAUUCGUUCCAUAUUUCCAGUGGAUUUUCUGCUAUACUUCCAACUGGAGUGUGCAAAUGUAUGAAUAGCUCUUCUAACAUAUCUAGCAAAUUGUUUUUGUUUAGUUUCCAAUAUUUUUGGACUAACUUAUGAAGAUCAGUCGAAAUACUAAAGGAGUUUUCAGUUUUAUCAAAACUAUCGGAAGAGUCCUUGUCCUUCGCCCAUCGUGAGCAAUAUUUUCAACCCUCAUAAUAGUUCUUGCUUACCAAUUAUAAAUUCUAUUGCCAUUGAGGGUAGUCAAAUUUUUUUGUGGGCGAAAAUAACCAUUUGCAAAAAUGGCGUCGACCAAGCAAGUACGAACUAUGUAUAUAAGUAAUGGUAGAAUUAGAGGUGCAUAACCAUAUCCAUAUAAAACAGCUGAUUGAAUCAAAUUUACGGGGAACAAUGUUUCCAAUUAGAGGUGCGUUACCAUAACAACAUGCCCAUAACCAUAACCAUAGAUAUCAAUUGAAUUUUGAUUUUCGCUGUAACCAUAAAAAGCUGUUUGUUGAUUUUUUGACUUUUCAUUUCAAAUUUCGUUUGCAUUUUGUUUUGUUCGCCUCAUAAUUUUGUAUUUAUAAAGCUCGGAUUGUUUAACGUAAUGCGAUUUUUAAACAGCAAUCAAAUAAUAAUCUAUUAAUCAAAAUGGAUGAUAUUAAAUGAAUAGAAUGUGUGCGGAAUUCGCCAUGCCUACAUAUAUGACAAGAGUCAUGUCGACUUCAAAAAUCAAGAGACAAAAAUGCGCUCUUGGAAGGAAGUCGCCGAUAAUUUGGAAGUUGAUGAAAGUGUUGUUAUGAAGCGUUGGGGCAACUUGAGAGAACGCUUCUAUAAAGAAAUUAGAAUCUCACAAAAUGCUUCAGGAAGUGGCGCAUUCAUAGGAAGGCAGUGGGCGCUAUUUGAAAGUUUGCAAUUUUUUAGAAGUCACAUUAUUCCUCGUCCAAUGCGACAAAGUGCGCCAAUAUUGAAACGCAGCGACGAGAACUAUGACUUUAUAAACAUUUCGUCCGAAUCUAUAUCACAAGAUCUCUCGCCAUCACCUCCAAUUUCCCCUGGGCAGUUAAUUCCGUCCGACCAAUCAACAAUAAUUCUGUCCGAUCAAACAACAGCAAUUCCGUCCGAUCAGUCAAUUCCGUCUAGUCAGAUAUCAGCAAAUCCGUCAUUAACAUCGCGACCACGAAAGCGAAGAGGCAGACAGCUUGACGAGGUGGACACUGCCAUCCUCGGAACAGUGAAAACUUUCCAGGAGGUAUGUGAACUAAGAGCGCGUCGGGAAGAGUUUGAGGCGGAGAUAGGCGGUUUUGGGCGAAUGAUAGGGUUAGUUCGUAAACGCAGUAACUUGGUUGCACUGCAUAUUUGCAGGGGCAACGCGUUCGUCAAAAAAACCUGCGGCAAUACUGCUCUUCGUCAAAAGUUUUUUAAUGCAUGCAGUUGGCAGCACUUCGGCAAAUUGUCGCAGACAUUGCAGUAAUUUUUUUGAAACUGCGUAGAACCAAAGGCGAAAUGGAAGAAUCCCACGAAUUUCCAGCAAAUUAUAUAAAAAUUUUAAUACGAACAAGGCUGGACAUGGAGUCGGAGUUCCAGGAAGGAAGGAAAAAAAAAUCAUUCCUGUGGGGGAGAAUUCUUGAAAUAAUUAAAGAAAAAGUUCCAGAAUUUAAUUUAUCACGGGAUCAGAUUUCCCGUAAAUUUGUGACUCUCUUCUGCACAUAUAAAAGAAUUAAAAAGCGAAAUAGCUUAACAGGGCGUGCUGCAAGUGCUUGGGAGUUUUUUGAAGAAUUUGACGAUGUGUAUGGAACCAGACAUUCCAUUAGUACGCCACCUGAGAAUUUGCAUUCGUCUUUGUCACUGCCAAGUACAAGGAAUGCUUCCAAUGUAAUGGAAGAUAUUGAGGUUUCGAAUGACUCUCCAGGAACCUCGAACAACACAACAUCGACCAAUCUCGGCAGAAGGCGUAGGACAACCAGUGCCAAUGAGUCUCUGGAAUUCCUUGAGGAAGAAGCUAAAAAUGAAAACGGAAAGGCACGAUCAGAUUAUAGAGCUUGAACGGGAAAAGAUGCAAAUAGAGCGCGAGAUAAUACAAACCAUGGCUAGCCUUAGAGAUAUGCUUCAAAAGUUUUUAGAUAAGAUGAUAGUAUUUAGUCUUAAAUAUGAAUAUGGCUGUAAAACAGAGUAAUUGGAGUUUUUUUUUAAUUUAACUUACGAAUAAUUUUAAGUUGUUAAUUAGUACACAAAUAAAACACAAUGGAUUCCACUCAUAA
Molecule: messenger RNA, 4349 nt
Organism: Bactrocera tryoni
Lineage: Eukaryota; Metazoa; Arthropoda; Insecta; Diptera; Tephritidae
Exons: 4
Coding region: 2834-3562 (242 amino acids)
Biological process (GO): regulation of transcription by RNA polymerase II
Cellular component (GO): transcription regulator complex; nucleus
Source: RefSeq, a predicted model, not a curated record